Molecule: messenger RNA, 914 nt
Organism: Rhagoletis pomonella (apple maggot)
Lineage: Eukaryota; Metazoa; Arthropoda; Insecta; Diptera; Tephritidae
Product: protein takeout-like
Exons: 4
Source: RefSeq, a predicted model, not a curated record
GGCUUGUAAGAGUUUCAAAGUCCCAGUUCCAUUUGAUGAGAGGUUAAAUGAAGCAUUACAAUGUGCGAGCCUAAGGAAAGAAGAUAAAGAAAGUUUUUCUCCUGCUGUAACAUUUGACUGCAUAGCCGCGGCAAAAGCUACUGCUAAUUUCGAAAAAUGCAAACGUGAUGAAAAUUUCGAUAAAUGCCUUGUUGAUGCUGUGAACGGUGCAAUUCUGCUGCUCAAGGAUGGCAACAAAGAGUUCGGUAUACCACAGCUCGAGCCACUCACUGUGAAGUCGUUAAUAAUCGAUUCUGGUAAUGCGCCUAUUACGCUGAAGCAGACCUUGAAAAACUUACUCGUACACGACAUGAUCUCCACCAGCAAAGUGCAGCGCUACCGCACCGAUCUGAACAAUCACCUAAUUGUUUGUGACAGUAAAACCGAUCGCAUUGAAAUGGUUGGCGAUUAUGAGAUGUCCGGCCGCAUAUUGCUGCUACCCAUAACUGGUAAUGGCAAAGCCAAUAUGACGCUGAUUAACACCCGCAUCGAACAUCGGCUCAUCGGUGAACCUUUCAUGCGCGAUGGCGUCAAAUAUAUGCGUCUCAAGGAGUACCGCGUCGAUCUGAAUCCCAAGCGUGUCUAUAUGCAAUUCGAUAAUCUCUUCAACGAUCGUUUGUUAUCGCAGACAAUGAAUCGAUUCUUGAACGACAACUGGGAGACGGUUUUCAAUGAGCUGAAGAUUGGCUAUGCGCGUAGCUUUGGUCAAAUUUUCCGUGAUAUUUCGAAUAAGCUGUUUGAGGAGAUACCAUUCGAUUCGAUAUUUCUGAGUUCUUGAAUGCGCGGUGCGUAAAAGAGGGAACUACAUGAGAAGUGGGCAUAGCCUGAGUAUUUUCUUUUAGUAUUUAAUAAAAAUUGUUAAGGCUUAUUAUUUA